Peniophora sp. CBMAI 1063 is the source of this 1929-nucleotide messenger RNA. The record is from the annotation of a GenBank genome assembly. Lineage: Eukaryota; Fungi; Basidiomycota; Agaricomycetes; Russulales; Peniophoraceae.
AUGGGUCUCUCGAUCUCCAAGCUCUUCGCCGGCAUCCUCGGCAAGAAGGAGAUGCGCAUCCUCAUGGUCGGUCUCGAUGCCGCCGGCAAGACGACCAUCCUCUACAAGCUCAAGCUCGGCGAGAUCGUGACCACCAUUCCGACAAUCGGCUUCAACGUCGAGACGGUCGAGUACAAGAACAUCUCGUUCACCGUCUGGGACGUCGGAGGCCAGGACAAGAUUCGCCCGCUCUGGAGGCACUACUUCCAGAACACGCAGGGUAUCAUCUUCGUCGUAGAUUCGAACGACAGGGAACGUAUCUCGGAGGCACGUGAGGAGCUCCAGCGCAUGCUCAACGAGGACGAGCUCCGCGACGCCCUCCUCCUCGUCUUUGCCAACAAGCAGGAUCUGCCCAACGCCAUGAAUGCUUCGGAGAUCACCGAUAAGCUCGGCCUCCAGGGUCUCCGCCAGCGGACGUGGUACAUCCAGGCCGCGUGCGCGACGAGCGGCGAUGGUCUCUACGAGGGCCUCGAGUGGCUCUCGGCCAACAUCAAGCGGCGGGUACUCGCCGAGUCGCCGACCUGGAGGGUUGGACCUGCUUGUGCCGAUGCAACUAUAUAUGCCUUGUCUGGGCCCAUCAUAAGCCGGGUACUCCUGCCCGUACGCUGUCGACUUCGUAAUCCGCGGACCGGGAAGCUCGAGCCUGCUCUUGUGGUGGAAGAGGUCACUUUUACGGCGUUUUAUCCCACUCCCGCGUCUUCGCGUACAACACACAAGAAGGGAUUGGAUUGGCUCGCAAGACCUUUGAAAGAUACCAUAGAUGGAUAUUCGCAUUUCACUAAUAUUCCAAAGUCGAUCUUCUGGAUAGCCGUUCUCCUGUACGGUCGCCAUCUUGAGAUCCCGGUUCAUGAAAAUUCCCCUCCAUUACGCCCUUCCAACCCUGAAGACGCAUGGCCUGUGGUCUUAUUCUCGCACGGUAUGGGCUCCAACAACACGACUUACAGUCAGAUGUGUUCUCACAUGGCGUCGUUCGGCAAGGUCGUACUUGCGUUUGAACACCACGAUGGUUCAGGACCGGUGAUGCGCCCUCGCUCAGAUCGCACCGGACGCACGGAAGCACUUUACUUUCUUCAUCCUGAAUACGUCUUUUGGGACGACGGAGAACCGUGCGGACUCGAUCAGGCGUCCCGCUUCAGGCUCCGCGUCGAGCAGAUGGCAAUGCGACGCUUGGAAGUUUAUCUCGGCUUCAGAGCCUUCUCUCAAAUGGUCUCACAAGGUCGCUGUGGCGACCUGGAGGUGCUUGGCGGUACACCCAUACCCAAAACCUGGCUUGUGAAUGGCUGGGUGCGCACCGAAGCGAACGUCUCCAUAGCUGGACACAGUUUCGGCGGAGGCACAGUGAUCGACGUACUGUCUCAUCCCCCUCCCGAAGGCCACGGUCUAUCGCCCAUACCCAUCUCUCACGCACUCGCCCUUGACCCUUGGAUUGACGCCGAGUCGCCAAACCCUCUACCUCAUGCUGCCAUACGUCCAUACGGCUCAGAGCACCCUCAGCUCCUUGUGAUAGCGGCGGAGAAGAUGACUCUGUGGAAGGACCACUUUGGGAAAGUGUUGGACGUCACCAGUGGUUGGAAAGGCUCCGUCGCGAUCAGUAUCGUUGGCUCCAGUCACAUAUCUUUCUCCGACUUUCCCGUCAUGUUACCGAGACCCCUUCGCUCGACGUCCGCGCGCCCAGUGUUGCGGGUGAUCAACGAAAUUUCUCUCGCAUUUCUCGAGGGCAGGCUCACUGAUACGGUAUCCCGGAUGAAGACACGGAAAAUGGAAGUUGUAGAGCGAAAGCGGCCUUGGUAUCACUUCUGGGGACCUAAGCAGUACAAGGCACUACUCGGAGACCCCGGGGACCUCGUCGUCCAUAUGGACCCAGCAUUGAUAGACGGUGAUGAUGCAUAG